Molecule: messenger RNA, 3444 nt
Organism: Camellia sinensis
Lineage: Eukaryota; Viridiplantae; Streptophyta; Magnoliopsida; Ericales; Theaceae
Source: RefSeq, a predicted model, not a curated record
AUGAGCAAGGAUGCCGAAAAGAAGAUGGAAGCAGUAAAAAUCCUCAUUCAGGAUGGCAAUUUUAGCAAAGUUGCAAAUCCUAAGCCAUUUGCUCAGGAACUUCAAUUCCCAUCAUCAAGUGCAAACUAUGCAAAUUUUGAGUCGCGAAAAUCGGUUUUCGAGAACAUCAUGGUGGCAUUACAAGAUUCUAAUGUUAAAAUGAUUGGAGUAUAUGGAACAGGAGGCGUUGGUAAGACGACAAUGGUCGAAGAGAUUGGCAAACAAGUGAAAAAUGGACUUUUUGAUGAAGUCGUGGUGGCAGUUGUCUCUCAGGACGCAAAUGUGAGCAAUAUUCAAGGGCAACUCGCUGAUCUCUUGAGUCUGAAACUAAAAGGGGAAACUGAAGUGGGAAAAGCAAAUGAAUUGUGGAACAGAUUGAACAAUGGGAAGAAAAAUCUCAUUAUAUUGGAUGAUAUGUGGCAAGAAUUGAAGUUGAAGACAGUAGGGAUUCCUAUCACUGAUGGAAACAAUCGUUGCAAAGUUGUGAUAACGUCUCGAAUCCGAGGUGUGUUGGAAAAGAUGCAUGUUGAUACAUAUGUUCCAAUGCAAGUAUUAUUAGAGAAAGAAGCAUGGGCCCUAUUCAAAACGAUGGUGGGAAAUUCUGUUGACUCUCCUGAAUUCCAUGAUAUAGCUGAUGUAGUCUGUAAAGAGUGUGGAGGCUUGCCGGUCGCUAUACUUGCAGUUGGAGCCGCACUGAAAGAUAAGAAAAAAUAUGUCUGGGAAGAUGUACUUGAUCAAUUCAAAGAUUCCAUGCUAAAGAAUAUUGCGGGAAUCGACCCAAAGGUGUAUGCUUCCUUAAAGUUAAGCUAUGAUCGGUUAGAAUCUAGUGAUGCAAAAUCAUGCUUCUUGCUAUGUUGUUUCUUUCCUGAAGAUGCUAAUAUUUCAAUUGAAGUGUUGGCGAGACACUGCAUAGCGAGAAGUUUGCUUGGCCAAAACACAAAUACACUAAUAAGAGCAAGCCGUCGAGUACGCAUAGUGGUCGAUAUCCUCAAAGAUGCUUGUUUGUUGUUAGAAGGCAGAGAUGAAAACUUUGUCAAAAUGCAUGAUGUCAUUCGAGAUGUUGCUCUUUCAAUUGCAAAAGAUGAUGGCAAGGAAAUUCUAGUAAAACAUGGUGACAAAAAGUGGCCCGAGAAAGAUACAUGUGAAUCUUCCUCAGCAAUGUCAUUAAGGUUCGACAACACUCUUGAGCUUCCGGAUGAUUUGGUAUGUCCACAACUCCACACCUUGACCAUGCUAUUGAAAUGGAAUAUCAAGCAUUUGCUUAAUGUUCCAGAUAGGUUUUUCAGUGGAAUGGAGAAACUUACAAUUUUAGAAUUGAAUAGAAUCUGUAUGUUGCCUCCAUUAUCUCUUGCAAAUUUGGUUAACCUUCGGAUGUUAUGGUUAGAUUAUUGUGUGUUGGGAGACAUAGCUAUACUCAAGGAUCUAAAUGAUAACCUUGAAAUACUUAGCCUUCGAGGUUCUAAUAUCGAGGUUUUGCCAUCAGAGAUAGGACAAUUGACUCGUCUUCGGUUGUUAGAUCUGGGCAAUUGUGACAAGCUCACAGAGAUUCCACAAGGUGUCAUAUCCAAUUUGUCUCGCCUGGAAGAAUUAUACAUUUUAAAUCCGUAUUGGUGUUGGAAGGAAAGAAGCAAAGUGAAUCUUGAUGAGUUGGGGAAAUUGACGCAAUUAACCACUUUACAGAUUCACAUACCAAAUGUCAUGCUAUUGCCCAAGGACUUCUGCUUUGAAACCUUGAUCAGAUUUGAAAUAGUAAUGGGUAAGGAAUUUGGUUUUUCUGGAACUUAUGAAUCUUUUAGAAUUUAUUCAAAGUCGUGUAAACUUGCGGGUGUUUCCUUAAUGGACAAGUUAAUCGUAUUGUUGAUGAGAGCCGAACAACUACAUUUGCAAAAAAUUGAAGGUUUACAAGAGGUGCUGCAUGACAGAGGUGCUCCAUCAGGGUUCUUCAAUAAUUUAAUUGAAUUGACAAUUGGAGAUUGUAGGUUGAAAUAUCUCUUCUCCCUGUCCUGUGCAAGAGGAUUUCCACGACUCCAGAGACUACGAAUAUUUGAUUGUGAGAUGAUGGAAGCAAUAGUUGGAAUUGAAGAAGAAAAAGAUGAAGAUGAACUCUCAAGUCAGGUAAUUAAUUUCAGUCAGUUGAAAUUUUUGGUUCUCGUGGAUCUACCCAAGCUCAUAAGCUUCUACCCCAAAGUGGAGAAGUUGUCAACAUCUGAAGGAAAUUCUUCUACCCAGGCACAAUUUUUGUUUAAUGAAAAGAUUACAUUCCCUGCCUUGGAGAGAUUGGAUAUUGAGGGACUAACAAUGAUAACAGAGAUAUGGGAUAGGAAAUUACUUCCAUCAAAGUCUUUUCGACAAUUGAGAGACUUGACCAUCAGUAGGUGUGAGAAACUGGUGUAUGUCGGUUUGUCCAAUAUGCCCCAACAAUUACCGAAACUAAAAAAACUUGAGGUUAGAUGUUGUCUGGAGCUGAAAGUAAUAGUAUCGAAGAAUGGGGGGGAAGAAGAAGAAAAACCAGAAAGCAACAAUAAUACCAACUCGUUCCUUCAACUAACGAUUUUGAUACUUGCUGAUUUGUGGAGCCUCAAAAGCUUUUUCACCUCUAGAUCUGAAACACAAUCCCUCUUCACUAGCCAGGUUACAUUCCCUACCUUGGAGAGAUUGGAUAUUGGUGGACUAACAAUGAUAACAGAGAUAUGGGAUAGGAAAUUACUUCCAUCAGAGUCUUUUCGACAAUUGAGAGACUUAACCAUUAGGAGCUGUGAGAAACUAGUGUAUGUUGGUUUGUCCAAUAUGCCCCAACAAUUACCAAAACUAAAAAAACUUGAUGUUAGAUAUUGUCGGGAGCUGAAAGUAAUAGUAUUGAAGAAUGAGGGGGAAGAAGAAGAAAAAGCAGAAAACAACAAUAAUACCAACUCGUUCCUUCAACUAACGAGUUUGAUACUUGAUGGUUUGCGGAGCCUUAAGAGCUUUUUCACCUUUAGAUCUGAAACACAAUCCCUCUUCACUAGCCAGGUUGCUUUCCCAGUCUUGGAGUAUUUGGAAAUUCAGAAAUUGCCUACCAUAAUAGAGAUAUGGGACAAGCAAUUACUCAUAGCUUCAGAAAAAGAAUCAAAGUCCUUCUGCCAAUUAAAAGAUAUGACAGUUUUUGAUUGUGAGAAAUUGGUGCAUGUGGUUCAGUUCAAUAUGCUCCCACGACUGCAAAAUCUGAACAUAUUCAGGGUAGAUAAUUGUCCAAAGGUGGAAUCGAUAGUCUCAGAGAAAGAAAAAGAAGAAGGAACCGCCAAUAAUGAUAUUAUCGGGUUAUCUCAAUUAACGAAACUUACUCUUCAGAAUUUGAUAAGCCUUAAAAGUUUUUACAACCGGUCUACAAGAUUUGAAGCACAACCCUUGUUCAACUAUCAGGUUUGA